AUGGUCCGACUUCAAGAUUUUGAGGGAAUGCAAUACUCCCGCGAUGGGACUCCAGCUGAGAAACAGGACUACGCCUACUUCAACCAGCAAUAUGCGACCUCAACUCACGAGGAUGAUCACAACAUGUACCCAGAUCUCAUCGUUCAGCCGAAACGAGACGAAGACGUCAUUCAAACUGUAAACUGGGCCAGAGAGAACAAAGUCGCUAUCGCUAUCAAGAGUGGUGGUCACCAGUACAGUGGUGCAUCGUCUACCAGUGGCAAGAACAUUCAGAUCGACCUGAGCAACACAUACAAAGACUUGAUGGUUCUGAAUCCCCGCGACCCCAUUGACCAGGAUAAAGCACUGGUGUACGUUGGCGUCAGCAAUCAACUCAAGGACUUCAACGCAUAUCUCAAGCACAACCAACUGUUUGUCCCCCACGGACAGUGCGCUUACGUAUGUCUGGGUGGACAUGGUCAGACUGGUGGUUAUGGCCAACUGGGCCGUAGCUUUGGCCUUUUUGGCGAUCAUAUCAGAACCAUUCGUAUGGUCUGCCAUGACGGUGUCAUUCGAGACGUCUCUAAGGAAAACGAGGCCGAACUUUUUUACGCCGUGCUCGGGGGCAGCCCAGGUAAUUUUGGUAUCAUCACGCACUAUGUCGUGGAAGUAUAUCAGGCCAAGAGUUACAUAGGGACAGUUUCCGGUCCAGAUGGAUUCAAGGGACCACAUGGUAUUAAAGGACUCUGGAUCUACUCUCCGGCGGUCCUCAAAAAUCUGCUUACUGCAGUCGCACAAAUGGCUGACGAUAGCAAUGUCCCGCGAGGCUUUGACCUCUGUGUGAGCGUCCUCAGUACAGAAUUUCCCGUCACGAUGCUAUUCCCCACAUUGAAGAAUGCUGACGAAUGGCAACGCAUUCAAAAUAAGAUCAAGGAAGCCCUCGCGGAUAAGUUCCUUGACUGGCUGAAUGGCAGCUUCCCCGCCAUCAUCGUGCUCUAUGCGCAGUGGUGCCCAACCAGCAAAGAUGACAAGUAUGACGAGAGUGUUGAUCAAUGGUUCAACAAGUUCCGGGCCCUGAAGGGUUUCUUCCAUAACGAAACCCUCCUCAUCAACGAGCUCGAAGAGGACAUGUCUCAAAUGACUGGAAGAUGGAUUUUCCCCAAGCAGCGAGAGUUCGAUCUCCCUUACGUCAAGCGCACCUAUUCUACGAACUCGAAGACUCUCGAAAAGGACGGCUGGGUCGACGAUGUGGUUGAUCGCAUCGACUUAAUCUAUAACCCGCAUCAGUUGCUCAAUAAUAACCCUGGAGACAAGGAUUAUGAAGUCUACACACAUUGCAAGCUUUCAGUGCAGAUCCAAUGCUAUGGAGGCGACAAUUCGCGUUUCUAUUUAAACCAGGAUAACGGCACCUCUUACAGCUGGAGGGACACAUCGGUUGUCCAGACGCUAGACUGCUUUCAUGAACCGGGCGACAAGUAUAAAGAGUAUGCCGAAAAAUGGCAGGCCAAGAAUGACUCCAUUAUGGUUGGUCCCUCGAGCCCUUUUAGCAAGCAGGACAGACGUUUGCUCUGGGGGUCUUAUGGUGACUGGGACCUGGGGAAGCCGGAGAUUUGGAACUGUUAUUAUGAAGGUGCGGACAAGUACCAGAAACUGGGUAGGGCAAGGGAUAACGCUGAUCCCAACGGUACCUUCACUGCAAACCCAUUCGCUGUUUCGGCUAUUGCAACCAGGGACGCUUAA
Penicillium antarcticum is the source of this 1719-nucleotide messenger RNA. RefSeq names its product FAD-binding oxidoreductase. NCBI's taxonomy places the organism in Eukaryota, Fungi, Ascomycota, Eurotiomycetes, Eurotiales, Aspergillaceae. The record is from RefSeq and is a predicted model, not a curated record. The coding region runs from base 1 to 1719 and encodes 572 amino acids. Gene Ontology annotation, molecular function: oxidoreductase activity; FAD binding. The transcript has a single exon.